CUUGUCCGGCAUGAAGGUGGAAGGCAGUGUGUUUGUGGUGACUGGUGGUGCGUCGGGUUUGGGCCAGGCGGUUGUCCGCCGAGCGGUGGAACUGGGUGCUGCUGGUGUGGGCAUCUUUGAUCUGAACGAUGACGAUGGAGAGGAGAUGGUGGUGGAGCUGGGCGAGGACAAGGCGCUGUUUGCCGAGGUCAACGUGACGGAUGCCGAUAGUGUGCAGGAGGGCCUGGCUGCAGUGGUGGAGAAGUUCGGUCGGGUGGACGUGGUGGUCAACUGUGCUGGUAUCGGAUCUGGGACCAAGACGUACUCUAGGAAGGGUGGAGCGCACAAGCUCGACUACUUCAAAAAGGUUGUCGAGGUUAACCUGGUGGGCACGUUCAACACGCUCCGGCUGGCGGCCGCAAUCAUGGCGGAGCAGGAGCCGAACGCGGAUGGCGAGCGCGGAGUCAUUGUCAACACGGCAAGCGUCGCAGCGUUUGACGGACAGCAGGGCCAGGCAUCGUACUCGGCGUCCAAGGCCGGGGUUGUGGGCAUGACGCUCCCGAUUGCUCGUGACCUUGGCCCAUACGGCAUUCGCAUCUGCACCAUCUGCCCAGGCGUCUUCCUCACCCCGAUGAUGCGGAUGCUCAAGGCCGAGGUGCGGGCGUCACUGGAGAAGGACGUCCCAUUCCCGUCGCGGCUGGGCCGGCCGGAGGAAUUUGCGCUGAUGGCGACGUCGAUUGUGGAGAACCCGUACCUUAACGGGGAGACGAUCCGGCUCGACGGGGCGCUGCGGAUGAACAAGCUCUAGAGGGGAAGAGGCUCUGGAGGGAGAGGGUGAGCAAUGACGAGUGCAUGUUUACUCCUUCUUGGGCUUCUUGGCGAGGUAGUUCUUCUUGAAAAAGUCGGCAAAGAGGAAGACCAGGAUGGUGACGUAGGUGUUGUUGCACGCGAGGGCCCAGAACGCCGGGCCAGUGAGGCACUCGAUGAAGAAAUACGGGGCGGAAAGGCCCAUGCCGACCACAAACUGGACAAGCUGCAUGGUGGUGAGGAGCGACUUGAAUGGCG
This is a messenger RNA of Thecamonas trahens ATCC 50062, 1044 nucleotides long. RefSeq names its product hydroxyacyl dehydrogenase. The transcript has 2 exons. NCBI's taxonomy places the organism in Eukaryota, Apusomonadida, Apusomonadidae. Bases 11 to 787 code for a protein of 258 amino acids. Gene Ontology annotation, molecular function: oxidoreductase activity. The record is from RefSeq and is a predicted model, not a curated record.